UUAUCAUAUGCAAAUUCUAAGUAGCAAAGCCAGCCUGUAAAUGCCAUCUAAUUCCUACAGAGAAGCGUUAGCAUCUGUUGCUCUUUUGGGCUUCUAUUUUUACAUUCGAAGGAUGCUGAUGCAUGAGGAGACGAGCUCAAAUGAAUGGACAGCAGUUGUCCUGGUGAUUUCACCUCCGUCAGAUAAAAACUGGCAUGAAUGAACCAAAAAAAGCAUGAAGGAAGGAGGAGACAAGGGCAAACUCUUCCCUCUUUCCAUGUUUCCUAAAGGGCAUGGGUGUUCCGUUCUCACACAUGCCUCACGUUUCUACACCCCCCCACCCCUCCUCCUCCUCCCUCCUUUGUAGAAAAAAAAUACGGGAGGAGGAGGAGGGCGAGGGAAAAAAAAUGAAGUCAAUUAUACAACACCCGGCUCUCCUCUCUGCAGCUCAUCUCCUCUCUGUUACUACUACAGCUGGUGGCUCCACAUGCGCACCGGCGCUCUGUAGUCAUCACCGGGUACACCGGCUCCAGUCUGUAGGUAUGUCGGCCGAUGGCUCUGACGAGAUGGGGGACAGACCCGCGGAUCCUGCUGCAGAGGAGGAAGGCCCGAGCCAAGCCGGCUCCUCGCUGCCAGCUGUUGAGCUGCCAAGGAAACGGAAAGGAGAUGUGGAGCAGAGGGAAAGCCUUGACAUCGAAAUGGAUUAUGAUCCGAGCAGAUCUGAGGGAGAAGAUGCACAAGUGAAAAUGAAAUGCUUCAGGGAGCCUCACAGCCAGAUUGAGAAGCGGCGGAGGGACAAAAUGAACAACCUCAUCGACGAGCUGGCCGCCAUGAUCCCUGCCUGUCAGCCAAUGGCACGAAAACUUGACAAACUCACUGUGCUGCGAAAAGCUGUGCAGCACCUGAAAGCCAUCAAAGCUGGGCCAAGCAGCGCCUUUACAGACACCACCUGCAAGCCUUCCAUCCUGCCUCACGAUGACCUCAGACACCUUCUGCUCAGGGCUGCAGAUGGUUUCCUCUUAGUUGUAAGUUGUGACCGGGCAAAAAUCCUGUUCAUCUCUGAGUCAGUCUGCAAGAUCCUCAACUUUAAGCGGUUGGAGCUGACUGGACAGAGCUUGUUUGAUUUCAUCCACCACAAAGACAUCAACAAGGUGAAGGAGCAGCUGUCGUCUUCGGAGUCGCACCCUCGCCAACGUUUCCUUGAUGCUGCAUCCGGGGUCCCGGUCCAGGGGGACAACCUGCCUAAACCAUACAGUUUGUCCAGUGGGGCCAGGAGGUCCUUCUUCUGCCGGAUGAAGCACAGCCGGGUGUCAGGGAAACGAGAGGACAAACAUUUGCUGCCUAGUACCUCCAAAAAAAAAGACCCGAGCAGAUACUGCACCCUCCACUGCACUGGAUACAUGCGGAGCUGGCCUAGAAGCCAGCAGGAUUCAGAAGGGGACGCAGACAAAGAAACCUCAAACCUGACCUGCCUGGUGAUGGUUUGCCGCCUUCUCCCUCCAACAUCUCACCAGCCUUCCAAAGACGUUGUUGUCAAACCCUCAGAGUUCGUCACACGCUAUGCCAUCGAUGGCAAGUUCACUUUUGUAGACCAACGAGCCACGACAGUUAUAGGUUAUCUGCCGCAAGAAGUUCUCGGCACGUCGUGUUACGAGUACUUCCACCAGGACGACUUGUGUCAUCUCGCAGAAAAACACAGGCAAGCACUGCGGAGCAAAGAGAAGAUUGAAACACAGUGCUACAAGUUCAAAACAAAAUACGGCUCCUAUAUUACACUCCAAAGUCAGUGGUUUAGUUUCACAAAUCCAUGGACCAAAGAAGUUGAGUUUAUUGUGUCUUCAAACAGGGUUAUCUCGGGGCCUGGUCACACAAAAGAAGAGGAGGCAGGCAGCUCUCAAGCACCACAGGAAGACUCAAAACAAUUACCCAUAAUUCCUGGCCUUUCAAGUGGAGCGGGGACUAUGAUAUACGCAGGCAGUAUAGGGACCCAAAUCGCAAAUGAACUCAUCGACACUUACAGGGUGAGCUCCUCUCCAUCAAGCGGGGCUUCCAGUCCGUUUGGGACGAUCCAGGAGAAAGGUCCACUGGUUUCACCUCAGACCAGUAGGAGUGCGUCCAGCAGAGAGGAGGCACCAGGCAGCUCAUCACAGUCCCACUCUGACUCGGGGACAGCAGCAGGCACAGGCAGUGGAACUUCAGAAAGUACGGAUGAGCCGUCCCAGCUGGACUUGGACAGCAUGGUGGUGCCGGGCCUGAGCAGCUUCAGCAGUGAUGAGGCGGCCAUGGCAGUCAUCAUGAGCUUGCUGGAGACGGAUGUAAACAUGGGUCAACUGGGGGACAUUGAGCAGUUACACUGGCCUUUCUGAAGGGGGCACACAGACACUCAGCCCCUCUUACACACUCUUGUGCCGUUUUCUUGCCAUUUGCUGAGAAAAAUUGGACUUGAAAUUGAUCUUUCUCUGACUAAUUGAUCAGGCCUUGCACAAUAGAACCCAUUGAACACGUACCAAAGGUUGCAACAUGGGGAAGCCCAACAGACAGAAAUUUAUAGGAAUUCUUAAGACUGUGAUUAUCCUGUUGGUCCCCAUUGCUUGAAGGAAAGUUAGGUUAAGUGUCUCCAGACUCCAGAGCCUGUGGUGAUUCAGUGUCUUCCUCACAGACUUUAAACAGCAGGACAACUUAACUUUCCCUCCACCUGCCCCUUAAAGAGUGACCAAGGUCUGGGGGAGACUCCGACUCCUGCCAUGUGCAGUGCUGCUAAAGAAACUCCUGAACCCUUUGACAGUUGAGAAACCUUCAGUACAAAGUGAUGAUAUACAGGUUUUUCAUAACGUGGUCUGAUUGUUGCAUAUUUUUACCCUGUUUUUUAAUGAUGCCCUCCAGAAAUAUUUAAGUUAUGUCCCGGCAGAGUAAUGUUUGUCUCUUGUGUCCAGUAAGAAGUGAAGAAGGCAAAGAAAGGACCGUCUACCCUCUUUGGUUUGUUUUCAAGAAUUGAAUUUUCAUCGAUUAUGCAAAAAUGUAUUUCCACCUGCAACACAACCCUGCGACUACAGGCCAAGUAAACUCCCUUUAUAAGAUUUUAGCUUGCACAGAAACAAACUGUGAGUUAAUUUUAUAUCUAAGUAGAAAUAUGUCCUCAGUUUUACAAAUAAUUUUUAUAAAUGUCCGAUAGGUUCCAAAUCUACCAUGACGGACUUCAACUGAACUCACUAAGCGUAGUAUAAUCCUAUCACAGCACAAAGCCCGGCAUAACUUAUUGUGGCCAAAAGCAUCUACUCUCAUAACAAUAGACGUAUUGUACUGAUUUCACCAGCCGGCUAAUAACAGGUAUUAGCAAGGACCACUAAUUCUAUCAAGACCGUUCAAGGAAGUAUGUUUUGUGGACAAAGCUUUACUUUUGAAAAUCAAUACUUGAAUAUUGGCUCCUGUUUACAGUGUGGUACCAGUUAGCAUGGAUACAGGCUUUACAUUGAAAUUUCUACCAAACCACACAAAGACUACCUAAUUAUCCAUGUCUAUCCAUGAGGUCCCUGAAUGAGCAGAACAUCCAUCGUUUCCAAAACUUAACCACUCGAUGCAACCAGUUCUUAAAGUAUUCUUUGUGUUUAUAUCUGAGGUUUCUCUCUCCCACUUUGCACUAAUGUGAUUUGCAUAUUGGACCACACUUGGCUACCAGUUGCUUUAUGAAUCACGCUUGUAUUAACCAUCUCAUAUUUAGAGAAACCUUUACUGAAACAGAGGAAUAUGGCAGCAGGUGAGAACCACACCCUUUAAUCACAGAAAGAGUCCAUGGAGGAUCUUUACAAGGAGUAUCUCUUUAUGUGACUAUUGUCCUUUUUGAAUGUGGACUGAAUGACGAAGCUCCAGUUUGCCUCCACUGCGUGCUCACAUAUCACAUAUACUUUGCUCUCCUGUGAGGUCAGGAAAAACUCAUAAAAGAAUAUGUAAGGUUCAGCAUGGAUGGGAGAAUGUGCUCCAGUGUUAACAAGGGACAAGCCAACAUGUUUGAGGGGGGAACGGUUGUAAUGUUGUUGUGUCAUGUCUUUUAUACAUACCUCUACUUAGUGUGUAGCCCCAGGUUAGUAUUUGAAGAGCCUAUCACAAGUUAGCCAUAGUGUUUCUGUUAUUAGGGAGACAGUCAUGUUGCAGUUAUCUAUUAUUGAAUGUCUGAUUACGUCAACUGUGUCUUUUAAAAUAAAUUCCACCUUAAAGCAUCUCCUCAGAGUUGAAAAAACAAAACAGUUUUUAGUGGAGUAUAUUAGUGGCUUUUUAACUUUACAGGUAAAGAAAAUUGUUCAUAAAGUCCUGACAUUUACAAUCCUAGCAUCCUUAUUUCCUGGGGGGAAAGAUGCCAGAAUGUAUUGCACUCAUAAGACUGAGGUUGUCAAGGGCAUGUGGCCAUGACCAUUUAGAACCACGUUUCAAAUAUCUGUUCAUAAGGCGGCCAUUUUGUUCUGACUUGAUGCUCAAAGUGUGAUGCUCAAAUGCUAAGAUGCUGUAGAACUGCUUGGUUUCAGGUUUUGAUGAUAAAACAAAAUUUGGAAAUGGGAAAUGUUAUCGUUUAACCCUUCCUCUGUUGUUGAGAGGCAAUGAAUGGUAGUAGUCAGCCAAGCUAUAGCUCUCAGCUAGUGUUAACCGAUUCUUAGCUAAUUUGAAACUAACAGGAAAUGCCUAAAUUUUUCUCUGACAGUAUUUUAGCUUGGAAUUGGUUUAAUGCUGAAGUUAGUUUUUGUUUCUUAGCGGUUACCAGCAAGUAAACUACCAUGAAAUAUGGCACGAUUUUUGCUAUCCAAUCUUUUUAGUGGAAAAUCAACUGUACAUAUUUUUAGACUCCCUUUAUGAUAAAAUUAUUAAAAAAUUCCUACCAUGGGUCUGACGUCAGAGAAGAAAAUGGUCGCUUUGUGAAUCUGGUCAAUAGCCUCUGAAUUGUCCUUCAGACUUACUUUAACAUUGUGAGAGUAUGUGAGGGUGGAUUUUACUUUUAAACCCAGUGACUGGCCUUCAUACAGCACAUGUAAACUUUGGUUAUAUCACUGGUUCCUCUAAUCUUGAAAGCAUAAUGUGAUUGUGUUGCCUUGAACUUGUUCCGGACACGGUGCAAUUGUAAAUCAACCGUUAUGCACUGUCUUAGGCUUUAAAAGCAAGACUGUUGGUACUGGACAAUGCUUGCUGUUGCCAUCAGUGCCGUUGGAAAUGGGCACUAAAGCAUACUGAAUGCGCCCUGCUAUCAAAAGAGAAAAUGUCUGCUAUUUGUAUGUACAAGUUGUCAUUAAUGUAUCUGCUGUAACAAGGAGUGGAGGUUGAAGUAUUUAAAAGUAAAGACAUUUUUCAUAAAG
Messenger RNA from Notolabrus celidotus (New Zealand spotty), 5315 nucleotides. Its product is annotated as aryl hydrocarbon receptor nuclear translocator-like protein 2. Gene Ontology annotation, molecular function: RNA polymerase II cis-regulatory region sequence-specific DNA binding; DNA-binding transcription factor activity, RNA polymerase II-specific; protein dimerization activity. Gene Ontology annotation, biological process: regulation of transcription by RNA polymerase II. Bases 273 to 2345 code for a protein of 690 amino acids. The record is from RefSeq and is a predicted model, not a curated record. NCBI's taxonomy places the organism in Eukaryota, Metazoa, Chordata, Actinopteri, Labriformes, Labridae. Gene Ontology annotation, cellular component: nucleus; transcription regulator complex; cytoplasm. The transcript is spliced from 17 exons.